AUGAACGUCAGCAACGACGCCCGCAGCAACAGUCGUCCCUCGGGCCAGCGAACCACCUAUGUUCCGCCGCAUCUAAGGAACCAGGCCCCCCCGCCCUCUUCUCAGCGCAGCAACACCGACAGCUGGGAUGCCCCUAUUCGCUCCAACAAUCGCCCGAACGGAUGGGGUGCCGCUUCGGAGAGUGGAUACAGCCGCGGCUGGCAAAACGAUCAGUCAGGCCCGCGUCAUUCCUCCAGCGGCGGUGGCGGCGGAUGGAACGAGCGUGCUUCCUCGGGCGGCUAUGGUGGUCGUCGCAACGAUGGCCCCUCCUCGGGCCACUCUCGCUUUGAUCGCGAUGUCGGCACUUUCAAGAACGGAGUCCAGACGCCUGCCCAGCGUAACCCUCGUCUGGAACGUGAGCUGUUCGGCAGCGAGGACAAGGAGCGUCAAGGCACCGGGAUCAACUUUGAGAAAUACGACGACAUCCCUGUGGAGGCUUCAGGACACGAUGUUCCCGAGCCAGUCCUGGCCUUCACCAGCCCUCCUCUGGAUCCCUUGCUUCUCGAAAACAUUGAGCUCGCCAGAUACACCCAGCCGACGCCCGUCCAAAAAUAUUCGAUCCCAAUCGUCGCAUCUGAUCGUGAUCUGAUGGCUUGCGCACAGACCGGCUCUGGCAAGACAGGCGGCUUCCUAUUCCCUAUUCUCUCGGAGCUCUUCAAGCGUGGUCCCAGCCCUUUGCCCGAGCAGCAAGGCAUGAGUCGAUCUCGCAAGGCUUACCCAACAACACUCAUUCUCGCCCCCACGCGCGAGUUGGCCUCUCAAAUCUGGGAAGAAUCACGCAAAUUUGCCUACCGCUCCUGGGUCCGCUCCUGUGUUGUUUACGGUGGUGCCGAUAUCAGUCAGCAGCUUCGCCAAAUUGACAGAGGAUGUGACUUGCUCACUGCCACGCCAGGGCGCCUUGUGGAUCUGAUCGAAAGAGGUCGUGUCUCCUUGGCGAACGUCAAGUACCUUGUUUUGGAUGAGGCCGAUCGCAUGCUUGACAUGGGUUUCGAACCUCAGAUCAGACGUCUAGUCGAAAAGGAGGACAUGCCCGGAGUCAACGAUCGCCAUACUCUCAUGUUUUCGGCCACCUUCCCUCGCGACAUCCAGCAUCUUGCCAGAGAUUUCUUGCGCGACUACAUCUUCCUGUCCGUCGGUCGAGUCGGCUCUACCUCAGAGAAUAUUACCCAAAAGAUCGAAUACGUCGAGGAUGGGGACAAGCGCUCGGUCUUGCUCGACAUUCUCCAUGCGCAGCCCAAGGGCGACGCGGGCCUUACACUAAUCUUUGUCGAAACCAAGCGCAUGGCUGACACGCUUUCCGACUUUUUGCUUGGUCAAAACUUUCCUGCCACUUCAAUCCAUGGCGACCGCACCCAGCAAGAGCGCGAGCGUGCCUUGGACAUGUUCAGGUCUGGACGAUGUCCCAUUAUGGUGGCGACUGCCGUCGCUGCCCGUGGUCUAGAUAUUCCCAAUGUGACCCACGUCGUCAGCUAUGAUCUGCCCACGGAUAUCGACGACUAUGUCCACCGAAUCGGUCGCACUGGUCGUGCAGGAAAUACAGGAAUGGCGACAGCUUUCCUCAAUCGCGGCAACAAGGGCGUUGUCAGUGACCUGAUCGACUUGUUGAAGGAGGCGAACCAAGAAGUUCCCGGCUGGCUCGAAACCUUGGCUAGAGAGUCUUCCUACGGCAGCAGUGGAGGGCGGGGUCGUGGACGCGGUCGCGGUCGCGGCGGCUCUCAUUCAGGUGGUCGUGAUUACCGCAAGUAUGGGGGCGGUGGAGGAUCUUCUGGGCAUGAUCACUGGGGCGGCGGCGGCGGCGGCGGUGGUGGUGGUGGUGGUUACAGUGGCGGCUAUGGAGGACAUACUGGAGGCGGCGGCAACUACUCCAACAAGGACAGUUGGUUUUAA
This is a messenger RNA of Gamsiella multidivaricata, 1926 nucleotides long. RefSeq names its product P-loop containing nucleoside triphosphate hydrolase protein. NCBI's taxonomy places the organism in Eukaryota, Fungi, Mortierellomycota, Mortierellomycetes, Mortierellales, Mortierellaceae. Gene Ontology annotation, molecular function: RNA binding; ATP binding; RNA helicase activity. Bases 1 to 1926 code for a protein of 641 amino acids. Gene Ontology annotation, cellular component: nucleus. The transcript has 2 exons. The record is from RefSeq and is a predicted model, not a curated record.